Spirodela intermedia is the source of this 1683-nucleotide messenger RNA. The record is from the annotation of a GenBank genome assembly. NCBI's taxonomy places the organism in Eukaryota, Viridiplantae, Streptophyta, Magnoliopsida, Alismatales, Araceae.
AUGAGCGUGGCCGCCUGGGCUGCCAUCGCGGGUCCCCCCCCCCAGAGGACCACCUUCCUCCGCCGCCGUCACCGCCCCCUCCAACCCAACCCGUCAACUGCUCCGGUGAGACCACCCGACUUUCUCUCACUUCCCUCCGCCCCUCCCCUCCCCCGCCCUCACCUCACGACCUCCCUCCCUCCCUCGCCGGCCCCCCACGAGGAGCACCGCCGGAGACUCCUGCACAGGACCCUCGUCGUUGAGAACAUCCACCACACCCGCCGGCUGAAGAACCUCCUCACCCACCUCUCCGACGGCGGCGCCGCCACUCCCCUCCGCCUCAUCGAGGAAGACGACGACGGCGGUGUCGCCACCCCCCUCCAUCUCAUGGAGGAAGUCGACGACGGCGGCGGCGACGACUGGAGCAGCGAGGAGCUCUGGGCCGCCGCCGGGUUCCUCGUGGAGAGCCGUCGCCCCUCAGAGGCCCUGAAGAUAUUCGACGAGUGGAGGAGGAGGAGGUCCCCAGGAAGAGCGACGGCGGCGAACUUCUCCAGGCUCGCCCGCCUGCUCUGUGGCGGCGGCGCAAUGGAAGAAGCGGGUUCUGUUUUCCGACAGAUGGCGGCGCUCGAUUUACCGGUUCCCGUCUCGGUCUACAACUCCCUCGUUGAUGGGCUCGCUGGAGAUGGCGACCUCGCUGGCGCCGGCGAGGCGCUCCGGCGGAUGCCGGAGCUGGGCCUCUCGCCCUCGCCGGAGACCUUCCACGGCCUCCUCCGAGCUUUCGGGAGAAAGGGGAUGUACGACGAGAUGAGUAGAUGGGUGAAGAAGAUGAUCGCAGAGGGCUGCCCCCCCAACGCCUCCACCUUCAACCUCCUGAUCAUGGAGUUCGCCGGAGGAGGCCUCCUGGAGAAGAUGGAAGCAACCCACCGGACCCUCCUUUCCAGGAGGAUGAAGCUCCUCCCCGCCGCCGUCGCCGCCAUGAUCCAGGCCUACGCUGAGGUGGGCAACCUUGAAAAAAUGGAGAAGAUGUACAGGAGAUUCUCCGGUUGCAGAGCUCCCCUAAGGGAGGAUCUGAUCAGGAAGAUGGCUCUGGUUUACAUCCAGAAUUACCGGUUUGCUCGAUUGGAAGAAUUCGGUAACGAGAUCGCGUCAAGAACAGGGAGGAAUAGGAGGACCCAUCUGGUGUGGCGGCUCCUCCUGCUCGCCGCCGCCCUGCUCUUGAGCCGCCGGGGGAUGGAAUCCAUCGCCGGCGAGAUGAAGGCCGCAGAAGUCACCCCCCACAUAACCUUCACCAACAGCAUCGCAUUAGCUCACGCCAAGAUGAAGGAUUUCAGGGAUCUGGAGGCCCUGCUCUCGAAGAUCGGAGAAGAAGAUGGAGGAGAGCUCAGGCCUGAUCUGGUCACUGUUGGCGUCCUCUUUGAUGCCUGCUCAGACGGGUUUAAUGGUGGCCGGGUGCUGGAUAUCUGGAGGAGGAGGAGAUUUCUGGAGCAGUCGGCAGUGAUGGAGACCGAUCCUCUGGUAAUUGCCGCAUUUGGGAAGGGCCGCUUCAUCAAGAGCUGCGAGGAGGCCUUCUUCUCCACGGUCGGAGGAGGGGAGGAAGGGAGCAGGAAAGCUUGGACCUAUGUUGAUCUGAUAAGGUUGGUCUUCCAUGGUGGCAAGCUGAGGUCUUAUCUGGGGAAGACAACCACGGCGACGAUCAUCCACUGA